AUGGCAGAAAAACAGGUCUUUAAAACGGCAGUCUUACUUGUGGUAUUUUUACUGCCACUUUCUAAUGGAUUCCUCUUUAAAAAAAAGCCUCAAGGAGCCAAUUUGAUGGGUAGGGGACCAGGCUUCAAUCAAAAUCUUCCCAACAUGAUGGGCCCUGGAGUUGGGCCUUUUCAACAAGGCCCUAAUGGAAUGGGCCCCUCAUCGAGGCCUUUUCAACAAGGCCCUAAUGGCAUGGGACCUGGACCUGGGCCUUUUCAACAAGGCCCUAAUGGAAUGGGCCCGUCAUCGAUGCCUUUUCAGCAAGGCCCUAAUGGCAUGGGACCUGGACCUGUACCAUUUCAGCAUGUGCCUAAUGGACAAGGACCAUAUUCACCAGGACAAGGUUCUCUUGGGCGUUUUUCUCCCCAAAGUCUUUACCAGCAAGGCCCAUACCCAAUGAGUACCAAUAUAUAUCAGGCCUGGUCUGGGGCAAAUUCCCGUCCUACACCGAUGCCACGAAUUAUACCUCCAAAACCAUCAUUUUUCAAAUCCAUUGGACGGGUGUUCUCAAGUCUUUUCCGAUUUGGAAACGCUUUCGUGCCACCAUAA
This is a messenger RNA of Ylistrum balloti, 588 nucleotides long. RefSeq names its product spidroin-2-like. NCBI's taxonomy places the organism in Eukaryota, Metazoa, Mollusca, Bivalvia, Pectinida, Pectinidae. Bases 1 to 588 code for a protein of 195 amino acids. The transcript has 2 exons. The record is from RefSeq and is a predicted model, not a curated record.